UACCAGGCUCCAGUUGUGGCAGUUUGCCACGAAGGAAUACGAAUGUCGAAUUCUUGUAACCUCGAACGGUCUGGUGAAAGAUAAUAAACGAUAUUAUUCCAAUCAAUGUGGAAUUUAAUAGGGAGAAGAAUCUUCUGCCACCCCGAAAACGCUGCAACGAGAUGCAAUUUAUAUUCGACCAGCAGAUAAUAGGAGGAAAAGAAAUCGUUUCGAGGGUGAAUAAUUAAUUUUGACAUAAGAUCAUAAUGUCGUUGAUUCCAUAGGGUUUGCGAAGGAGCAUGGAAAUUCGAUUAUGAUUAGGGAAUAUGAGCAACGUGAAACCGACCACCUGUAAAGAAGCGAUUCGAAGAUGGGAAGAGGAGGAAGGAGAAGAAGCUUCCACCGCUAAAGAAGUUAUCCUGAGCUUUCAGUGGCCCCCCAUAGAGAAGAUGGACAAUGCCUUGACGACUUUAGUUAAUUGCGAGAGGCUUUCCUUGUCGACCAAUAUGAUCGAGAAAAUUGCAGGAAUCGGCGCUUUGAAGAAUUUAACGAUACUCUCCGUGGGUCGCAAUCUAAUUAAAGGAUUCUCCGGAUUGGAAGCAUUAGGUGAUACCCUGCAGGAACUUUGGAUUUCGUACAAUCUCAUUGAGAAAAUGAAGGGGAUCAAUUCGAUGAGGAAUCUUCGCGUACUCUACAUGUCGAACAAUUUAGUAAGGGAAUGGAACGAAUUCAACAGACUCCAAGAACUGGCUUAUCUACAGAAUCUACUCUUUGUUGGAAAUCCAUUGUACGAAAGUAUGGAGGUGGAACAGUGGAGGUCAGAGGUGGCAAGGCGUUUACCAUUCUUAGAAAAAUUGGAUGGUGAACCGAUAAUACGAACAGAGGAGAGUGUGAUUUGUAUUAAUCAAUCGCAGAUGAUUGACAGUCCUUCGCAGUCAUUGUUUGAGUGAAACUUUUUAAACAAAAUUUUACAUAUUUCUUGUUACACACCCUUUUGCUGAUGUUUGAUAACAAAAGAGAUCAACUAAUAAAUCCAAAACGAAAAGAACGAAUAGCCAUGAAAAGAGGGUAGAUUUUUCGUACAUUUAUAUUAAUUUAUUCGUCUUACGAUACAAGACAAAUCGUACAUACGUUUCUGGUGAUUGUAAAAGGUUGAAAAAAGCAAAUAGAGUUCGAUUGGAUUCGAUGCACGAGAUAUACCGAGGAUCGGAUAGACGACAUUUCAAGAGAUCAUCGUUUCCUUCUCUUCUCUUCAUUUUCAUUUAUAGAUUCACUUUCACGUUGUUAGAUUUCUUUUUUCUUUUUUUUUUUU
Messenger RNA from Osmia lignaria (orchard mason bee), 1291 nucleotides. RefSeq names its product dynein axonemal light chain 1. Gene Ontology annotation, molecular function: dynein heavy chain binding; alpha-tubulin binding. Gene Ontology annotation, biological process: outer dynein arm assembly. NCBI's taxonomy places the organism in Eukaryota, Metazoa, Arthropoda, Insecta, Hymenoptera, Megachilidae. The record is from RefSeq and is a predicted model, not a curated record. Gene Ontology annotation, cellular component: cytoplasm.